UGUCCCUAAUCCCGGUCUCCACCCGGCUCCCCCGCCUUCUCGUUGCUGGCUGCAGAGACUGUCCUCCCUGGGGAGGGGCCCAGCCACCCGAGGUGCCCACUGCACCUCCACUUUGGAAAUACUGGUUUCGAUUUAGCCCUGGCUUUCCUUGAGCUGAUGGCCCUGAGAUGUGAGGCUCUUCAGCGAUAAAGGGGACAAUAUACAACAGCCCUCUUUUGAAAGGACGAAGCAAAAACCAUCACUGAAGGCUCCUGGCCAGAAGCCAGAGGGGGGUUGGCUGGCAGCAGGGAGAAACAACUUGCUGUUCUUCCUAGCUCUGAAACAGAAAAUGGCUACGGAUGGUGGAGGCGUCCCUCUCGCUGAGAACAAGGGGAGAGCCCAGGAGAUUUCAGGUCAGGGACAUCGCUGUCAAGACAUGCCCUCUGGGCUGGAGGAGACAGUGCCUUUGGCAGCUGCUCGGGUGUCACAGCACAUCAAGAUGGAGCCAGAAGAGCCGGACCCCGAGGGGGCUUUGCAGGAGGACAGGGCUCCAAGUGGAUGUGGCUGGGUGUCCCUAAGGCCUGGCUCUAAAGAGAAAGCUCUCUUCCUGCCUGCUGGAGCCCUUUCCUCACCCCAGAUCCCUGUGCUUUCCCGAGAGGGGAGGACCAGAGACCAGCAGAUGGCGGCCGCACUCCUCACAGCCUGGUCCCAGAUGCCCGUGACCUUUGAGGAUGUAGCUCUGUACCUCUCCCGGGAGGAGUGGGGACGGUUGGACCAUACACAGCAAAACUUCUACAGGGAUGUGCUGCAGAAGAAAAAUGGGCUGGCCUUAGGGUUUCCCUUCAGCAGGCCUUUCUGGGCCCCACAAGUGCCCAGGAAGGUUGAAGCCUCGAGCUCCAGAGGGCACACAGGAGCUGAGGAGGAGGACAGCAACCCUGGCUCAGGAGCCGCGGAGGUGGGGAAGGAGGCUCCAGCCAAGUCUGCGGUGGCCCUUGGGGAUGUGAAGCCUCUGUCCAGGACAGGGUGGGUGGCAGGGCAGGUCCUCCAGUGCAGGCAGCAAAUCACCAGCGACCAGAAUGUGGGGUCCACCAGAGACACUGUGCAGCCAACUCCUGGGGAAGCGAAACGGCCCGAGCUCACCCUGCCCAACGCCAGCACCCCGAAGGCCCUGGAGGGCUGCAUCUCGGAGAACCCCAGUGAAGAGGGAAAGGGCGCCCCUGAGAGUACUGAGGAGGGCCUGUGCCCUGAUGGCGAGGUGGGCAAGAAGAGCUAUAAAUGCGAGCAGUGCGGCAAGGGCUUCAGCUGGCAGUCACAUCUGGUCACACACCGGCGCACGCACACCGGAGAGAAGCCCUACGCCUGCACGGACUGCGGCAAGCGCUUCAGCCGCAGCUCGCACCUCAUCCAGCACCAGAUCAUACACACGGGCGAGAAGCCCUACACCUGCCCCUCUUGCUGGAAGAGCUUCAGCCACCACUCCACACUGAUCCAGCACCAGCGCAUCCACACCGGCGAGAAGCCAUACGUGUGCGACCGCUGCGCCAAGCGCUUCACCCGCCGCUCGGACCUGGUCACACACCAGGGCACACACACAGGCGCCAAGCCGCACAAGUGCCCCAUCUGUGGCAAGUGCUUCUCGCAGAGCUCAGCUCUGGUCACGCACCAGCGCACGCACACGGGCCUGAAGCCCUACCCGUGCCCCGAGUGCGGCAAGUGCUUCAGCCAGCGCUCCAACCUCAUAGCGCACAACCGCACGCACACGGGGGAGAAGCCCUACCACUGCCUCGACUGCGGCAAGAGCUUCGGCCACAGCUCGCACCUCACGGCCCACCAGCGCACGCACCGCGGCGUGCGGCCCUACGCCUGUCCGCUGUGCGGCAAGAGCUUCAGCCGCCGCUCCAACCUGCACCGUCAUGAGAAGAUCCACAGCAGCGGGCCCAAGGCGCUGGCCGUGCUCAUGCUGGGGGCAGCAGCCGCGGGGGCACUGGCUGCGCCCCCGCCAGCCCCUACCUAGAUGGGGGAAGGACGGGGUGGCAGGGCAGCUGGGACAGGCCCACUGAAAUCAGGGCCUUGGCAUGGGGAAUAGAGGGGCGAGGGAUGAGCGCUGGGGAGGUGCAGGUGUGGGGCGGGGAGUGGCAGCGUGGGGGGCGAGAAGGCGCCGUGGGCGAGCAAGCCACAAUAAAGGCCUUAGAAUGCAA
Molecule: messenger RNA, 2177 nt
Organism: Chinchilla lanigera (long-tailed chinchilla)
Lineage: Eukaryota; Metazoa; Chordata; Mammalia; Rodentia; Chinchillidae
Gene: Znf205
Product: zinc finger protein 205
Exons: 8
Coding region: 329-1993 (554 amino acids)
Biological process (GO): regulation of transcription by RNA polymerase II
Molecular function (GO): RNA polymerase II cis-regulatory region sequence-specific DNA binding; DNA-binding transcription factor activity, RNA polymerase II-specific
Source: RefSeq, a predicted model, not a curated record